GAUUACAAACCCAGCUUUCUCACAGAUCCAUUCUCUCUCUUUCUUUCUUUCUUUCCCUCUCUUUUUCUUUUCCCUCACUCUCUUCAUUUACACUCUCAAAUUUUUCUGAAAUUCAAAUUCAAAUUUCGUUUGUUUGUGUCUUGUUACUUCCAUGGCUGACAACUUGGACGACGGCGAGUUUUGGCUCCCUCCUCAGUUCCUCACCGACGAAGACGACGACGACACAUCGUUUUGCAACAACCUCACUGCCCAAAACUACGCCGUUUCGAGGUCUCUGUUCUUCAGCUCUUCCUCCAGCGAGACGGAGAGCGACGAGGAGGACCACCUCGCCGAGUUGACUCGCCGCGUCGCUCUCGAACUCGAUCUCAACAACAAGGGCGUGUUUGGGGAUGGUGGUGGUUCUCCUCAGUCAACCCUGAGCGUGUUUGAGAACAGCGGCAAAGGGUCGAGUCCAAACGACGCCGUUCCACCCCACGUGAACUCCUCGUCCACGUGGGAUCUCCUGCGCGCCGCCGCAGGAGAAGUCGAGAGGAUUUGCGACGAAAGCUGUAACCGUUACGGUCAAAACUUUCUGACACCCUCUUCCGUUGAUGCUUCUGUUCAACAACCCAAUGCCGUUAAUUGCGCUAACGGCGUUGGGUUGGGAUUUUACCCUCAACAGAAGCAGCACCAACAACAACCAUCGCUUUGUCACCAGCAGUUACAGAUUGCUCAAUUUGAGAUGAUGAAGAAGCAGCAACAACAGAGGCAAAUGGUCCCUCCCAACAGAGGAAUAAACAAUAACAACAACAACAACAACGUUGUUACGGUUGGGAACGUUGUUAAUGGGUUGGGUUUGUCUGGUUCUGCAUGGGUUCCUCCUCCUGGGUCUCGCAUGAGGGCUGUUUUUCUCGCUGGGAAAAUAGAAAAAAGCACCGGAACUGGCGUGUUCUUGCCUCGCUGUGUUGAUACUCGCAAUAAUAAUGAUUCUCGCAAGAAACCAGGGUGCAUUACUGUGUUGGUUCCUGAUAGAGUGGCGCAGGUGUUGAAUCUGAAUCUGGACGGUGUGGUGGGUGGUGGCCACAAGCAGCAGCACAAGCCUCGUUUCAUUGGGGAAAAUGGAUCGGCUGUUUCAAGGGUUAGGAGUAACAAUUACAAUAAUAAUAAUCAUUAUGGUUAUUCUCAUCAUCAGAAGCGUAACAACAUGAAGCUGCAGCAGCCACAAGUGGUGAACCAUGAGAUCCAGUUGCCUCAGGAAUGGACUUACUGAAAUGAAUGAAUCAUGAAGGAUCAAAAAGUAGUCAUUACUACUAGUUAGUCUUUUUUUUUUGUUUUUUGGUUUGGGGAAAUGGGUGAUAGUUUUUUAAUUUUUUUUUUUUUUGGGUUGGGGAAAUGGGUAAUAGUUUUCAGUUUUUUAUAUAGUUAUAGGGGAAUGGCAAUGUGAGAGGGGUAGAAGGAAUUAAGAAAUUAAGAAAUAGGAAUUUUGGUUUGGUUUGAAAAGAAAAAAAAAAAAAAGGAAGUCUAGGGUUUUUUGUUUGGGCUUAUUGGUAGAAAAUAAGAAAAUAACAUUUGGGGGUCUAUAAAGUUAAUGAUGGCGGCAUGGGAGCAUCUUUUUUGCCCAACUUUUUCUAUGAUUUUGGAUAAAAAAAAUACUAAAAAAUUAAAAAAGUUGAGUAUCCUCAGGAUUUGGUGAGGUCCUUUUUUUUUUCCUAUAAUUGAAUCAGAAGUUACCAAUGUACUCUGAUGUUACCCUAUGUACACCCCAAUUACUAUGAACUAAUAAUGGAAUGAAAAUGGAAAAUUUGCAUUUAA
Messenger RNA from Glycine soja, 1791 nucleotides. RefSeq lists its product as uncharacterized. The record is from RefSeq and is a predicted model, not a curated record. NCBI's taxonomy places the organism in Eukaryota, Viridiplantae, Streptophyta, Magnoliopsida, Fabales, Fabaceae. The transcript has 5 exons. Bases 152 to 1249 code for a protein of 365 amino acids.